AUGUCUUCCGACGACCCUCUGUCACAGUCGGAUGAUGAAUUGUUCAACCCAAGAUACAAGCCUGCCCACGAGACUGUCGAGACACUUCCGCUCUAUAGAGCCACCAUGACUGACGAUGACUCGGACAUCGAGACCUUGGCGACUCUGCCGGUCAAUCGUCCUGGCGUAAAAUCUCAAAAGGUGGAAUCGACCCGACAGACACAGCCGACCCAAAUUAUUGAUCGAGCCGCUGCGACGAUGUCCUCCUCUCCCUACAAGUCUGGAGUCAUCCAGGUCACUGCGUCCUCCCCAAUGAAUACCCCUAAUAUGCAACGGAAACCGACAGGUAUACUGGCGAGUGCUAUGGCCCCCGCAGGCACUGUGUUCAGGAAACCAUAUGUUGCGCCUCAGCCUCGUCCUACCCCCGUAACAAUUGACAGCGACGAUGAAGGGCCGGCGUAUCGGGGAGGGUCCUCAGACAGCGAUGGCCGGGGUACACGAUCAAAUGAUAUCAAAACAUCUACAUUUGUGCGGAAGAAUAAGUCUCCAGCAAAAAUUCCUGAAUCUCCACAGACCGAAAACAGCGCGUUGGCUCGUUUUAUGGAAAUCACUGCACGAUCCAUGUUUACAAGCUCUCCAAACUCAACGUCAUCUGCUGGGUCGAGCGGAGUGAAACGCUCCGCUGAUGUCAAUGCGAACGCUUACGGCGGCGUUUCAAAGAGACCUCGACAGACUGGGCCUGCACGUGCACUACCCGUGGCAUCCUCUCCACCAGCCAAGCAGCAAGAAGAGAUGGAGAUCGAUGAUAUCGGUGACUAUAACGCGAGGCAACGGGUGAAGCGACUAAUGUCGAUGCUCCGUGCAGUGACAGUCAGAGAAUGCUACGAAGUCCUGAUGUCAAAGAAUGGAGACUACGACGCAGCCGCCGAAGUGCUUCUUUCGAGAAGUGAGAAACGACAAUCUCAGCCAAAGAACAGUGCUGUUGAUCUGACUGGUUCGGACGACGAGCUGAUGCCGACUCCUGCAGCCAGCCGAUCCGUACCUCAGCAUCCAGGUAUGGGGAGGCAACACGCCAAGGUGCCUCAGAAGAGCAUUGUACAGAAGUGGAGCUCCACUCAGAAUGUCAGAAAGCCGUCCAAGACAAUAGAUGUCUUCGAAACCCCGCCUCCGCGGAAAAAACGAACCUUGGUACGUGGCAGGAAACAUUCCUCUUCUCCUCAGCCCCUGCCAGCAGAGGUUAUACGAAAACCAAAACCCAUAGUCACCAUACAAUCGGACGAGUCCGAUGCCGUAGGCUCAGCGCUCACCUCGGACGACGAGGGUAGAACAACUUUCCAAAGCCGUGUCCUUGAUCUGUUCAACACAUGCUCUGCAGCAGAUUUGGCUGACAUUGCCUCCAUCACCCGCGACCUCGCCGAACAUAUUGUGUCCAAACGGCCCUUCAAGAGUCUCAAUGCCGUCAGACAAAUUGAGGAUCCGAAACUGAAGCCUACCAAGACUAAACGGAAGACGGCGCCAGUCGGUGACAAAAUCGUCGACAAGGUUGAAGAUAUGCUCGAGAGCUAUGAGGCUGUUGACUACCUCGUCAAGAAGUGUCAAAGUCUUGCCAAACCAUUAUCUGACGAGAUGAAGAGCUGGGGGGUCAAAUUCACCGGCUCUCAACAGGGAGAAUUGGAUCUCGCCACUCUGCAAGCCCCACGCCCGAGCCAUGAUUCUGGUAUCGGAACACCUGUCAGCGACGAUGAGGACAUCAAGCGCACCGGGCAGAAGAAAUUCAUCCGCCAGCCUUCAAUCAUGGCGGACGACAUACAAAUGAAGGACUAUCAAGUGGUUGGCCUCAAUUGGCUGAGUCUGCUCUACAAGAAGGGGCUGAGUUGCAUUCUCGCUGAUGACAUGGGGCUGGGAAAGACUUGCCAAGUCAUUGCCUUCUUGGCCCAUCUUUUGGAGCAAGGAAACAGGGGACCCCAUCUUGUUGUGGUACCUGCAGCGACUUUGGAAAAUUGGCUGAAAGAGUUUCAACGGUUCUGCCCAGCACUGCACGUCGAACCAUAUUAUGCAACAAAUCCUACUGAGCGGCUGACGCUGAGAGAAUAUCUCGACGACAACCGCGAUCAAGUUAAUGUCAUUGUCACCACCUAUACCAUUGCCAAGGGGAAAGACGAUGCGCCCUGGUUGCGAAGCUUCGGAUUUGACUGUACAAUCUAUGAUGAAGGCCAUGUGCUGAAAAAUGCCGACUCUCAGGUUGCCAGCAAGCUGGUCAGAAUUCAGUGCAAUUUCCGCCUCUUGCUCACGGGAACUCCAUUACAGAAUAACUUGAAGGAGCUCAUCUCGCUGCUCGGUUUUCUUAUGCCGGCUCUCUUUCGAGAGAAGGCGGACGCGCUGAAGAAUAUUUUCACCCACAAUUUCAAGGCGCUGGAUAACAAUCACGAAAUGCUUCUAUCUGCGCAACGGAUCCAACGGGCGAAAAGCAUGCUCACUCCAUUCAUUUUGAGGCGGAAGAAAUACCAAGUCCUUAAGGAUCUGCCUAAGAAAGAGCGAAAGGUGGAAUUCUGUGACCUGAGCCCUGAACAAUCCGAGCUCUAUCAGAUGUGGCUUGAUAAGGCCUACGAGAUCCGUGCGAGGCGAGAAAGAGGCGAGAACGUGAACCAAGAGUCUACAAAUAUCCUGAUGAAAUUGAGGUUCGCGGCCAUUCACCCCUUUCUCUUCCGCCGCCUCUAUUUGGAUAAGCAGCUGCCUGUCAUUGCAAAACAAUGCUUGAAGGUGGAGCAAUGGCGCGAAUCGAAUCCCGAUCUUAUUGUCACUGAACUCCUUGAAUACAGUGAUAUGGAAAUUCAUACCUUGUGUGACAAACAUUCGCCGCUUCGCCGCUUCGCACUGAAUGGUGACGAGUGGCGCGCCAGCGGCAAAAUCCAGAAGAUGAUCGAACUAUUGCAACAGUUCAUUUCUGAAGGUCACAGGACGUUGAUAUUCAGCCAGUUUGUGAUGGUCUUGGACAUUCUCGAGUUGGCUCUGGAACGCGAGGGCAUCAGCUCAUUCCGACUUGAUGGUGCCACCAAAGUAUCAGAACGACAGGACCUGAUUGAUGAGUUUUCCGCCGAUGAUAACGAUACCCCGGUCUUCAUGCUCAGCACCAAAGCAGGUGGAGCUGGUAUCAAUCUCGCCAAAGCAAAUAAGGUCAUCAUCUUCGACAGCGGCUUUAACCCACAAGAUGAUAUCCAGGCGGAGAACCGAGCCCACCGCAUUGGACAAGAGAAAGACGUCGAAGUCAUUAGGUUAAUUUCUCGGGGUACGGUGGAAGAACAAAUCUAUGCAAUGGGUCUCACGAAGCUGAAGCUUGAUGAACAAGUCGCUGGUGAUGGAGAAGAAGAGCCACCAAAGAAGGAUAACGAAGAAACAGAAAAGGAGGUGGAAGGCCGGAUGAUGGUCGAGGAGAUGUUUUUCAAGAAGAUCGAUGCCGAGCCCCUGGAGCAGGUCAAGGCUGAGGUCACUAGCCCCGUCAAGCAAAGGUCGGACCGGCAUUCACCAAUCCCAGAUAUAGUGCAUGUGGACGUUGAGGACGUGUAUACAGCCAGCCAUGGACGAAAGGGGAGCGUUGACCUGCCAAAUCGAACGAGAGUUCGCAGUGGGAAAGUGGAAGCCAAAGAUUGA
Messenger RNA from Fonsecaea erecta, 3627 nucleotides. RefSeq lists its product as hypothetical. The transcript has a single exon. The record is from RefSeq and is a predicted model, not a curated record. Gene Ontology annotation, cellular component: nucleus. Bases 1 to 3627 code for a protein of 1208 amino acids. NCBI's taxonomy places the organism in Eukaryota, Fungi, Ascomycota, Eurotiomycetes, Chaetothyriales, Herpotrichiellaceae. Gene Ontology annotation, molecular function: ATP binding; ATP-dependent chromatin remodeler activity; DNA binding.